Messenger RNA from Thunnus maccoyii (southern bluefin tuna), 1884 nucleotides. It is a transcript of the gene sparc, whose product is annotated as secreted protein, acidic, cysteine-rich (osteonectin). The record is from RefSeq and is a predicted model, not a curated record. NCBI's taxonomy places the organism in Eukaryota, Metazoa, Chordata, Actinopteri, Scombriformes, Scombridae. Gene Ontology annotation, molecular function: protein binding; extracellular matrix binding; collagen binding. Gene Ontology annotation, biological process: anatomical structure development. The transcript has 10 exons. The coding region runs from base 104 to 1036 and encodes 310 amino acids.
AUGUCUUCUGUGUGAAGUGGUGAGGCUGUUAGAUUGUUGCAACCCUGCACACAGCUGACUUCUCUCCUGGUUUCCCUGCUCUGUAAAGUUGAAGACUUUGAAGAUGAGGGUGUGGAUCAUCUUCCUUCUGUGCCUGGCUGGCCACGCCAUGGCUGCUCCUACUGAGGAGGAUGUCAUCGUGGAAGAGUCAGUAACUGAGGAGUCAGUGACUGAGGAGCCAGGAACUGAGGAGCCAGUUGUUGAGGAGACCGAGGUGGGAGCCAACCCAGUGCAGAUUGAGAUCGGAGAGUUUGACGAAGCCAUCGAGGUUGUUGAAGAUGUUGCUGCUGAGAAUCCCUGCCUGAGCCACCACUGCAAGAAGGGCAAAGUGUGCGAGGUUGAUGACAGCAACACCCCCAUGUGCGUGUGCCAGGACCCCUCCACCUGCCCCGCUGCUGACGGAGAGUUCGAGCAUGUUUGCGGCACCGACAACAAGACCUACGACACCUCUUGCCACUUCUUCGCCACCAAGUGCACCCUGGAGGGAACCAAGAAGGGCCACAAGCUGCACCUGGACUACAUCGGAUCCUGCAAAUUAAUUGAGCCCUGCAUGGACAGCGAGCUGAGCGAGUUCCCCCUGCGUAUGAGGGACUGGCUGAAGAACGUUCUGGUGACUCUCUACGAGCGCGACGAGAACAACAACCUGCUGAAUGAGAAGCAGAAGCUCAGGGUGAAGAAGAUCUUCGAGAACGAGAAGAGGCUGCAGGCUGGCGAGCACUCUCUGGACCUGCUGGCCCAUGACUUCGAGAAGAACUACAACAUGUACAUCUUCCCCGUCCACUGGCAGUUCGGUCAGCUCGACCAGCACCCCGUUGACGGCUACCUGACCCACACAGAGCUCGCCCCCCUGCGCGCUCCUCUCGUUCCCAUGGAGCACUGCACCACUCGCUUCUUCGAGGAGUGCGAUGCUGACUCCGACAAAUACAUCGCCCUGGAGGAGUGGGCCGCCUGCUUCGGCAUCAAGGAGCAGGACAUCGACAAAGACCUCAUCGUCUAAGCUCCUCUUACCAGCAGCAGUAUGACAACUCCUAGUCGCUACUAACGGGACAAGGUGCUGAUCCCUAAGUUAAAAAAAAAACAAAUCACAGUAACGGUGCUAAUUGCAAAUUAUUUUUUAUUUUGUUUUUUUUAAAUAAUGACCUUUUUUUUCUGCCUAUACCACUAAAAAAAAAAAAGAAGAAGAUUACAAAAGAGCAAUGUGCACAGUGUGUACUAACCAUCACGAUAUGUGUUCAUGCAACUUUUCAAUUCUCUUGUUUGUUGAACAAAACACCCAGUUAAGAAAACUAAAGACCUCUGAUGUAAAUGUAUGUUGUUGACAAUAUUAUAUAUAUGUUGUGAAUUGUUCAGGGCUUUAAUUCGAGAUCAAUUUGAACAUUAUCUUGAGGAGACAAAAACUGUAAAGUCAAAAAUAAAGUUUCUAAAUAAAUGUUCCCUCUGCUUGCUUUCUACAAAAAAACUAUUUAGUUUUUGCACUCUUCUGGUGGUGGAUUGAUUUUGUGUCAUUUUUGUUUAUUUUUUUGAUCUUUUGACUACUGCUAUUGCUACUGCUAUUAGAGUUGUUCAUUUUUAUUUUCCAUACAAGAGUCCACGUCCCAGACGAGGACACAGGUGUACUGAUAUUUGAAACAAUAAAAGAGGAUAUAUUGUUUGGACGUUUAAUGAGGGGAAAAUCUCGCAGGCUGAGAGUUUUUCUCACAAUUAACAUGUUUCUACUGACACUGAGAGCACGACCGAACUCUUUCCAUGAAUAAAAGACUAUGAAAAGAUCUGGAAAUCUCUGCAUGCAUUCAUAUCUUUGCAAAUUUCCCCACUGGGGGACUAAUAAAGGAUGAUCUUAUCUUA